Messenger RNA from Drosophila takahashii, 3552 nucleotides. It is a transcript of the gene Dna2, whose product is annotated as DNA replication helicase/nuclease 2. Gene Ontology annotation, biological process: replication fork reversal. The record is from RefSeq and is a predicted model, not a curated record. Gene Ontology annotation, cellular component: cytoplasm. Gene Ontology annotation, molecular function: 5'-flap endonuclease activity; single-stranded DNA helicase activity. Lineage: Eukaryota; Metazoa; Arthropoda; Insecta; Diptera; Drosophilidae.
UUGCGCCAAAAUAUUUGGAGGCAAAACUGAAAAUAGGAAAUGCUUGUUUAAAUAGUUAAAUUAAUGAAUUAAAAGUAUGGCCACCAAACGUGUGCUGACGCCCAGCAAGUCGGACAAUGGCGCCGCCCCUCCGCCCGCCAAUCCGCUGAAGAAGUUCAAGGAGCAGCUGGAUUUCGCGCCGGACGAACUGGAGAACAUCGAUUGGGGCGACGACGACGAGGACUUCGCUUUGGCGGCCCUUGGAGCUGUGGAGGCGAUAGGAAGCCACCGGCUGGAUCUCAGCGUUUGGCAGCGAUGCGAGGUGCUGCAGGUGGAGCAGCUGGCCAAGAAGUCCGAGGGUCUGCGACUGCAUGUGCGUCGGAUUUCUGGCGGGGAUGCGGAAACCGGAGUUUGCCAACUGCUUCCGCCCUGGAAUCACAUGACCCUGGAGCCCGGCGACACUGUCAGCCUGCUGGGCAGGUGGGAACCCGCCGCCUCCUGCCAUGUGGUGGACAAGGAGCAGGGCUACUGCGUCUCCCAGCCGGAUUUCCUCAUUUCCGGCACCACAGUCACCGGUUCGCUCUUCUGCAAGCGCAAAUCCGUCCUCCAGGAGCGUUUCCGCGGCCUGGAUGCGGGCAGCUCGGUGAUGGUAAUUGGCACCCUGGUUCAUGAGUUGCUGCAAAAGGUGCUCCUUCAGCAGCUCUCCGCCAAGGCGGACAUCCUUUCUGCCCUCCAGGAGAUGCUGCGUAGCUCCUCGCUGGCCCACCUGCUCUAUGCCAGCCAGCUCAGCCAGCCGGAAAUGGAGGAGCAGCUGCUGAAAUUCAUUGAACCCAUUUGCAGUUUCAUUUCGCAGUACAUUAAAGGUGAUAUUCCGGAUGUUCUUCCUCCAGAAGUCUAUCGUGGUCGCAUCGCGGAGAUCCGGGACAUCGAGGAGAACCUCUGGGUGCCGCAGCUGGGGCUCAAGGGCAAGGUGGAUGUGUCUGUGAGGGUGAGGAAAUCGAAGCAACAGGAGGAGCAAAUCAUUCCGCUGGAACUGAAGACAGGGCGAGCCAGCUUCUCCAUGGAGCACAAGGGCCAGUUGCUGCUCUACCAGCUGAUGCACUCCGCCCAGGGACGCGACACCCAGUCGGGAUUGCUGCUGUACCUCAAAGAGGGCCUGCUGCGCGAGGUGCCCAGCGGGCGGAAUGAGCAGCGGGAUCUGGUUAUCCUCCGCAAUGAGUUGGCUUACUGGUUGACCAGGGAAAUGGUCGUUCCUUCCGGCAAAGAGGAUCCCCUGGAGCAACUGCAGCUGCCGGAACCCGUUUACCAUCACAGCGCCUGCGGAAACUGCGCCUACAACACCAUCUGCUCUAGUUUUGCUAGCAGAGAUGAGAGUUUAAACCUCAGCGCCUCGCAUCCGCUGAAGAAACUGAUGCCGCAGCUAUUAAGCCACCUCCAAGAGGCAGAUCACUCCUAUGUGCAUCACUGGUGCAGCCUUUUGGCCCUGGAGGAGCAGCACAAUCGCCUGUCCUCGCAAUCGCGCUACUUUUGGACCGAGGAUCCAGAGAAGCGGCAAAAACAGGGCAGAGCCGUUUGCCACUUGAAGCUGGUGAAGAAUCAGCGGGUCAAAGCAGAGGAGGGACGCUAUCGCCAGAGCCUGGAGCUCGCUGAAGAGGCAGAGGCUCACCGGGAUCUCAGUUUGAGUGGGUUUGACCUGGGUGAAUAUGUGGUCAUCAGUUCGACUGCCCGCCUGGCCAUCGCCUCUGGUUUUAUCGUCUCCCUGUCAGCCCGUCGCCUGGAUCUGCGUUUGGAGCGCGAUCUUGGCCAGCUUUACCCCGAGGAAACCUUCAUAAUGGACAAGCACGAGUCGCAGAGCUUUGCCACCUUCAAUUUCACCAAUCUCGGGCUGCUGCUCUCAGAUGGCCAGCGCUUCCAGGAGCUGCGCGAGAUUAUAGUGGCCCGGAAGCAGCCGGAGCAGCACAAGGUGCUGCCCAAGAUCCUCCUGACCAAAGGAGCAGCGAUGCUGGUGCAGCUGAACAAGGUACAGAAGACAGCAGCCCUGCGCGCCUUGACCACCAGCAGUCAUCUGUUGAUCAAGGGUCUUCCGGGCACUGGGAAAACCCAGACCUUGGUUUCCCUCAUCCGAUUGCUUCAUCUCCUCGGGAAAACCAUCCUGAUUACGGCCCAAACCCACUCGGCAGUGGACAAUCUGCUCCUGCGACUGCUGCCCUUCGAUUUGCCCAUGAUGCGUUUGGGUUCUAGCUCCAGAAUUCACAGCCAACUGGAGGGGAUUAGCGAGGAGCGGCUGACGAGGGACUGUAAAACCCUGGAGGAGCUGGAAAAGUGCCUGGAGAAGCCCUCCAUUGUGGGCGUUACCUGUUUGGGCUGCAAUCAUCCCAUCUUUCAGCGCCGCCAGUUCGACUAUUGCAUCGUGGACGAGGCCACGCAGGUGCUGCAGCCCACUGUGCUGCGUCCACUGAUGCACUGCAGCCGCUUCGUGCUCGUCGGCGAUCCCGAGCAGCUGCCGCCGAUUGUCCGCUCCAAGGAGGCGCGUCAGAGGGGCGCCGAUGAGACGCUCUUCCAGAGAUUGGACUCGCCCGCGGCCACCGCUGUGCUGAGCCUGCAGUAUCGCAUGAACAAGACGAUCACCCGGCUGGCCAAUGAGCUUACGUACGGAGGGGAGCUUAAAUGCGCAUCCGAGGAGGUCUCCUCAGCCCGCUUUCAACUGGAACUGGGCAAUCCAGCACCCCGUUGGGUGCAGCGUGCCCUGCUAACCCAUUUGGAGCAGGCGGUGACCCUGAUAAAUACGGGAGAUUGCCAAGAACGCUGCCAGGAAUUCGUGCAGGCAUCCCAGCGACUGGUGGCCACCUGCUCCUCCAUAGAGCAGAGCUACGGCGAGGAUAGGGAGCAGGAAAAUAGAAGUAAAAAGCGCGUUUCCAAGUACACAAACUACUGCGAGGCGGCGGUGGUGAUGCACUUGCUCAGGCAGUUGCUAAAGUCGGGCUAUGAGGCCUCCGGGAUCGGCGUGAUAGCUCCCUACCGGGCGCAGGUGGAGCUGCUCAAGAAGCUGGCCGCCCGGCUGGACAGCCAACUGGAGUGCAACACUGUGGAUCAGUUCCAGGGUCGCGACAAGAACCUAAUCAUAUAUAGUUGCUCCAAAACAGGCGGUGAACCUGGUGAUAUGGAACGAUCCCGCGAGGCGGAGAUCCUGGAGGAUCAGCGACGCCUCACAGUGGCCAUUACGCGAGCCAAGAACAAGCUCAUCCUGCUGGGCGAUGUUCGGUGCCUGGAGCAAUACGGACCCUUCCGGCGGCUCUUCAAGCACAUCCCGGAGCGGUGUCGCCUCACGUUGGAGGAGGGCCGCAUGGAGUUCACCUGGCAGCGGGUCCAAGAGGAUCUAUUGACGCUGCUGGACACCUAGGUAAUUGUUUUGCUUGUCAUUAUUAAUUGGGAAUUUAUAUCAUUAUGUUUUUUGAUUGUUUAAGUGGCUAGAUGAAAUAUUUAUUCUAAAUGAAAUUAUGUCUGCUAAAUAGUUAAGCUUUAAUCUAUUAUAUAAUCUUUUUUUUCAUAUUAUAGUUGAUUAGGUAACACAGA